CUCGGCUGCGCUCGUGUUACACUGCUUUCGGCGGGACGCCUGUGGGCACUUGGGGGGGGGAGGUGAGCCUGUGCUCGUAGAGGGCGUGAAAGCCGAAACGCCAUCCAGCGGUAGCAGGUCCCCGAAAGUGAGCAACAAGGAGCUCGGCCUCGAGCCCAGAGGCUACCGACCAGAGCACAGGGGCGGGAAGCUGACUGAGGAGUCUGCCUCGGGCGCCUUCUGUGACGUCAUCUUCGCGCGACAACGUGCUGACCAGCCUUGUUCACCACGUCUCAGGUUUCGCAAGGGCUUAUGGGAGCGACCCGGACGAAGGUGUGUUAAGAUGGCGGAGGCCGAGGAGUCCUCUGGAGAAUUGGAGACAGCGACGCCUAGGCCUUUGUUCGCUGGCCUUUCUGAUAUAUCAAUUUCACAAGACAUCCCAAUAGAAGGAGAGAUUACCAUUCCCAUGCAAGGUCGUGCUCGAGAACUUGACAGAUCUACGCUAAACGAAUCUGUUCGCCAUACCAUCAUGCGUGAUCUAAAAGCUGUGGGGAAGAAAUUUAUGCACGUUUUAUAUCCAAGGAGAAGUAAUGUUUUGCUAAGAGAUUGGGAUUUGUGGGGCCCGUUAAUACUAUGCGUGACCCUUGCAUUGAUGCUACAAAAGGGCUCUGUGGAUGGAGAAAAAGAUGGAGGACCACAGUUUGCAGAAGUUUUUGUCAUCGUUUGGUUUGGAGCAGUUACUAUUACGCUCAAUUCAAAACUUCUUGGUGGCAACAUUUCUUUCUUUCAGAGCCUGUGUGUCCUUGGAUACUGUAUCCUUCCUUUGACAGUUGCCAUGCUGAUUUGCCGCCUGGUGCUUUUGGCAGGACAGGGACCAAUAAACUUCAUGAUUCGGCUUUUUGUGGUGGUGGUGAUGUUCAUUUGGUCUGUGGUUGCAUCUACAGCCUUUCUUGCUGACAGCCACCCUCCAAACCGCAAAGCUCUCGCUGUGUAUCCGGUUUUCUUAUUCUAUUUCGUGAUCAGUUGGAUGAUACUCACAUUCACUCCAUAGUGAAUCUGGAUACAAGCAUUGAAAACAAAUGAACUGAAGGCUCACCUGAAAGAAUGGCUUACCAGCAACUUCCCCUCUCCCUUGUUCAGUUCUUGAGGUAUUAAAAGGGAGCAACAUAACACUGUUGUCAUUUAUAUAAGGAACUGAUGUUUGCAAGACUGUCCUCUUCCUCUUAAUGUUAUUUCUUUCGAAUACAUGUGCAUACCACGCAUAGUAAAAUGCCUCCUUAAGGCAUGAUGAAGUUACUGUGAUCCAUUAGGGUAACAACCAAUGACUUGAGGAGCAAGUGGAUCCAUUCUGCAAAUUAAAAAGGGUUGGUGACCAUCUUCAGCUUGGAGAAUAUUUGUUCAGGUGCAGCUCUUAAACACAUUGCCUUAUGACUAUUAGAAUAUGCCUCUUUUCAUAAGUAGUAAUAGUCUGUAUCCAUUUUCUUUUUCUAUUCUCCCCCAAACUUAAGAAGGCAAAGACAGGUUAGGAAAGUUUAUAGAUAUGGGAGGAGAAAACAUGCAUUAACUAAUUUUCAGAUUCUGAUCAGAGGUAGUGCUAUACUUGGUUUGUUUUUUGUUUGUUUUUAAGCAAAUGACAUCUAAAGAAUCAGCUUUUUAAAAAUAUUUUUGUAUAGUUGCCUUUCUGUCAUGUGUAACAGUACCUCGCCUAGUACUCUAGUUUUUAGUCUUUCACCCAUUUAUAUUUUCCUGAAUAUACAACUCUAGCAGUCAAACUUGUGACUUUCCUUUGACUGAAGUUCUCAGUGGUCCAAUGUUUGAGCUUUUCUAGGUAGCAGAAGACAGAAAUCUACUUCAUGAUUUGUAAUGCAUAUUCUCAUGUGGGCACUUUCUCUUAAGGUAUAGGUUACAUAUUACAUAGCUAAAAGGACCAGUCCUCAGACUAGAAAGGAAGGCUACAUCUCAAGUGUUCAUUUAACCAAAUGGACACAAAAUCUAGUGUUCUUAAGUCUGAGUAACAGAAGGAUGUUUACGUAACAUGGCAAAGGGUAAGUUGAGUUUACAGCUGCUGCCUUUCCUGUAGUGGGCUCAGCAGUUUAUUUUUUCAUUAUAUAUGGAGUUUUAUUGUAUUUGUUGGUUUGUUUCUGGCUGGGGAAUAGCAAUUUAUUUUGUGUUUAGACUUUAUUUGUAAACCUAGUUAGCUCCCCUUUAGAUAUGUAUGUUUUGCACAUGUGCACCCACCUGUACGCUCAGAUAUUUAUGCACACAAGUGGGAAGGCUUUUCAGGGAACAGAAUAUCUGAGACAGGCUGAUUCUCAGCUGUUACCUUCUGUUUCAAUUGAAGAACUCUAAUAGACAAAAAUUAGGAGUCAGAGAACAUUCAUUGUAAAUAUGUAGUUACUUAUAGAGAUAGAAAUUUCUUAUUUCGUGUUUUCUUUAUCAUAGAAUUUAAAUAUUUAUUGAUUUUGUAUUUAAAGACUACCUUCAUAUAAUAUAUGAUUCUAAAAACAUAAUUUUCCCAUUCUCAGAGUAACCAAAUAAGCAACACCAGGCCAAAUGGGUUCAUGGGAUGAGUUACAAAGCAUUACUGAGUUUAUCCUGGCUAUCCCAGCCUUGUCGAAAGGUUUGGAAGUAUAUAUUUGAAUAUAUUGUAAUUUAUCUUUUAAAUUAUAAGCCCUGUGAGGAUAAAUCUAGGGUUCACUCUUGAGUUAGUAAAGAAAAAAUUUGAAACUGACUCUGGUUUUUGAGAUUUGUCUUAAGUUAUCUCUUCCCACUAUCUGAAAACUUUUAAGCUUUCCACUCAAAUACCUUUCCUAAGUUUUUUGGAAUCUGCCCCAGUAAGUAUAAUAAUAAAGAAGUAACCAUACUUCACAAAGGAGAUUUAGUCUCUACUGGAGUUUACUCAGGUGAAAUAUUUACUCUGAAUUCCUAAGGCCACAAUUUAAGGGCAUUUGGAGGGUUACACACAUUGGAUCCUGUGAGGGUUAAUGUGUUGUUCUUGGGUAAUUUGAUGAAUGGUUUUUGUAUAGUUGAAAUGUGGGCCUGGGGGGUGUAGUUCGGUGGCAGAGCAUUUGCCAGGCAUGCACAGUACUGUUGAUUCCGUCUUGACAUUGCCAAAAAAGUAGAUGAACUGGAGUAUUAAUUACUUUUUUUUCUAGAUUUGAAUGGUCAAGGGGCAUAAUUUUUAAUAUAUGCAAAAUGUCUGUUGCUUUCUGUGACAAGUGAAGUCCUGAGUCUGGAAGUUGUAAUAUAGCUUUUCUUGGUUUGCUGCAAAGGCUCAUGGUUGAUUCUAGAAAUGAAGAGUGGAAGGGCAGAAGCCUACAACAGAGGAACUCCUAUUCUAGGUUGGUGAUAUUUCAUGCUUCUGGUGAAUUUCAAGCAGAAUGUGUGUGGGUAUCAUAGCCAGCUUGCAUGAUCACCUGCUGCUUCUACAUCUGAGACUAUGACACUGUUGUUACAUGGCUUAGCUAUAGGAAGGGUGAAGACUUGAUUUAAUUGGUUCUUAGAUUACAAAAACUCUUACCAAUGACAACAUAUUUAAAUGUUUUGAAUGGUUCUCGAAAGUCACCAUCAGAUAAGGACUUUUUUUUUGUAUUUGUAUGUUUUGUUUGGAUUUUAGCCUCAAAGUUGAAUUUGAUCUUUUCAUUGUGUUGUGGGAUCUUUCUUUUUUUGGGCAAACUUAUGUAUCAUAAGAGUGGUAAUCAUUUCACUGUUGACUCCGUUUUUUAUAAAUAGUACCCCCAAAAAUGUGAUUAGAAGACUAAUAAGCCUGUACUUGGAGGUGUAAUAUAAUCUGUUGACUUGACUUACUGUAUCUGAGAUGCCUGCUUUUUCCUGGAGAUGAAAAUGAAAAUUUGUCAGUUGAUAUUUUUGGGUACCAUCGAGUCAUCUAUUGUAUGCUGAUGUUUUAGUCCGGUUUGAACACUGAAGUGACCCUUAACUAGACUGUCAGUUUCUGAGACGGUUGGAUGGAAGUAAAUGUAUGAAUGUUGAUGGAUCCAUGUAUGUAAGUUAGAUAUCCUUUUCUAGAGUCUGCGUGCUUUUGUUAUGAAUAUAGAACUGACAGGAACAAUAAUUUUAUGAUUACUAAUAGCUAACAUUUAUUGGGCACUUACUCUAUACCAAUUUAGUAUUCUACUUUUAAAAGAACUUUUGUAAUAGCUUUAUUAAAGUACAUUUACCAUGAAAUCCAGCUUUCAAAGUGUACAAUUGAGUGGUUCAUAGUAUAUUUUGAGUUCCACAACCAUCACUGCUAUAUAAUUUGAGAAUGUCUGUCUUUAUCCCUGUAGAGAAACCAGUCACUCCUGUUCUCUAUUCACCUUCAGUUCCUGCAACUACUAGUCUGCUUUCUGUCUAUUCAUCUGGUCAGGCACUGUUUUUAGUGCUUGCUCUAUUUCCUCACUCCUCAACAUAAAGUAUUAUAAUUCUCAUUUUACAGUAGAAAAUUGAGGCACAGAAAUUUAAUUGUCCAAGGCCAUUCAGGAAGUGAAUUUAUGGUAAGAACAUAUUAGAUGAGAUGCAGUUUGCAUUGUACUGUUAGGCACAUAAAAUAAAUACAUUCCUUCCCAGGGUGAGUCGCCUGUUACUGACCUUUGCACCCUAGAACUGACUGGAGAUAGAUUAUGCCUUGUUCUCUUUUCAGAGUAAUGGAACUCUGGCAUCUGAGCAAACAAAGCAGGCAGGUUUAGAAAGAAAUAGGUUUACUGCCUUUGAACCCUCUUUUCUCCUCUUUUCGCACACAAUCUGUUUAUUAAAGUUUGAAGAGUCAAAGUACUUUAAAAUUACCCAUAUCACAUAUAUAUAUAGUCUGUUUUUCUCAAAUUUGAAGACUCAACUGUUUUUAUUUUUCCUAUGGAACAUCUUUUUGGGUGUUUAUAGUAUACGGAUGUAUUUGGUCACAUAGGGCACUGGGUAUAAGACUGAAAUCGUUUGAGAACUGAAUGCCUUCCCAUUUGAUAAAUGUGGUGAGCAUAAAGACUUUGCCUUAAUGAAGCUUGUUUAUUUCUGGUCUUCUUUGGUACUCUACUUUAAUUCUGAUCGUUCCUAUAAUAAACCUGUGCAAAGAAACCUGUAAAAUGGUUUGUAAAUGUUGUAUGUGUCAAUAAAAACACUGGAAAGGGA
Mesocricetus auratus (golden hamster) is the source of this 5097-nucleotide messenger RNA. RefSeq names its product Yip1 domain family member 6 (gene Yipf6). The transcript is spliced from 7 exons. Gene Ontology annotation, cellular component: trans-Golgi network; membrane. The coding region runs from base 323 to 1030 and encodes 235 amino acids. The record is from RefSeq and is a predicted model, not a curated record. Lineage: Eukaryota; Metazoa; Chordata; Mammalia; Rodentia; Cricetidae. Gene Ontology annotation, biological process: endoplasmic reticulum to Golgi vesicle-mediated transport.